This is a messenger RNA of Colossoma macropomum (tambaqui), 1903 nucleotides long. Its product is annotated as XK-related protein 8-like. Lineage: Eukaryota; Metazoa; Chordata; Actinopteri; Characiformes; Serrasalmidae. Bases 152 to 1498 code for a protein of 448 amino acids. Gene Ontology annotation, cellular component: plasma membrane. Gene Ontology annotation, biological process: apoptotic process involved in development; phosphatidylserine exposure on apoptotic cell surface; engulfment of apoptotic cell. The record is from RefSeq and is a predicted model, not a curated record. The transcript has 3 exons.
AGAACUACUUGAAUAAUCAGAUAACUGCCGAAGACUGAUAAUGAUCAGAUUAUAAAGCGCAUGUAAACACACUCACUGUGGGAAAUACUGUGUGUGUGUUUGUGUGUGUGUGUGUGGGUGUGUGUGUGUGUGUGUGCCUAAGGCAUAGUCAAUGACGCAGGAAUGUAGACAGAAGGUGUGGACGUUCCAGAGCACUUUCUGUGCGCCGAGUACUUUGCUCUUCUCAGGUGCAGCAGUGAAUUACAGGUCAAGAUCAGGAGGUGUGAUACAACCUUACACCAUGGCAAAAGGCUGUUCUCCCAAGUGUCCACUGCCACCCAUCCUGCGUCCUCUGCUGGGUUUCAUCUUUUUCCUGGUGGACGUGGUGCUGGACGUGUGGAACAUUGUGUCAUUGUAUCAGAAAGGGGAGUAUGUUUAUGUGGGGCUGUUGAUAGCCCUGCUGCUGGCCUCCUCCGUCCUAGCGCAGGUGUACAGCUGGAUGUGGUAUUCGGACUAUAAGGAGACUCUGGAGAGCAGAGUAGAGAAAUUUGCGAGCAGUCAUGGUUUAAUUGGACUUCUUCACGUCUUUCAGCUGGGAAUGUUCCUCAGGUUUGCAGGUGUGGUGGAGAUCAGCAUAUGCAACCCUAAACAAAACAACAAACAGGGAGGAGCUGCAUCCUUAAGCCCUGACAUGAGCAUGUUGCGCCUGAUUGAGGCCUUUUCUGAAAGCGCCCCUCAGCUGGUUAUCCUGAUCUGCAUCACCAUCCAGGAGCAGGAGCUGCAGCUCUUACAAGGUCUAAAAAUUGCUGGUUCGUUUGGUGCCAUUGCCUUUUGUUUACUGUCCUACCAUCGCAACAUGCGUAAAUUUGUUCCUGAAGAUCAGAAGAUGGGAUGGUCCUCCUCUGCAGUUUUCUUCCUGUGGAACCUGUUCCUGAUUACCCCUCGGGUGCUUGCUGUCGCCCUCUUUGCCUCCAUCCUGCCCUGCUACAUCGCUGCUCACUUCCUGUCCUGGUGGGUGCUGCUGUUUCUCUGGGCCUGGAGGCAGAAGACGGACUUCAUGGACACUGAAGGAGGUGAGUGGCUCUAUCGGGCCACUGUAGGACUCAUCUGGUACUUCAGCUGGUUUAACGUAUCAAAGGGAAAGACUAAAGUCAAGAGCAUCAUCUACCAUGUGUGCAUGGGGGCCGACAUGGGGCUGCUAUUGGGUUUGUGGUUUUGGCAAAGAUCUGUGGAAUCAGCUCGUCUGAAUCCUCUGCCAGUUAAUCCGUAUGUGCUGAUUGGUGUGUUGCCUGCACUUUACAUUACUGGACUCCUCUUAAAGCUGCUUUACUACUGGAAGUUCCAUCUCAGCCGCCCAAGACUGAUAUUCAGUGUCAGAGAUGCAAUGUCACAGAUUCAGUCAGAGGUUCAGGUGGAAGAGUUUGGGACCAUCAUGCCUGAACGUGAAACAGAACCUAAACAGAUUUUCACUGGCAUCCACAAACGGAGGAGGAACAUGGCUGUUAAUUUCUAUUACUAAUUUAGACUAUUUACCAUGUAUGGGUGGUUUCCAAGACACAAGACUAAGCUUAAACAAAAUUCAUUAUGUGAAACACAAUUGACAUUGUAAUUUAGUCCUAGUCCAAGACUAUGUUUAACCUAGCCCUAUUUAAACUAUAUAUAGACUAUAUAUUUAUCUUCCACACUAUUGGUCAAACUACAAACACAUUCCAUGUGCUAUGGGAUCCUUUUAUUGUGUUUUUCUGAAACUAUGGUGAAAAAGAUGAUUAUGCCUUUUACUACUCUACUGAAUGUUUGUUAUAAAGGUUUAAUGCAGGGAUGCACAGCUGUGGUCCUGGAGGGCUGGUGUCCAGCACAGUUAAUGAUUUACCUGCUCAGACACUUGAGUCCCUCAAGGUUCAGUUUUAGGGCCUUUACUUUUCUC